AUGUGCAAAGGGAGGCCUGCAUUGCAGAGUCGGCGGUCCGAAUUCUUAGAAUCGAAUGCUGCCUUGUGCCUCAUCGAUCAAUGCCAAGAAGACGUCUUGCUCCCCCACCAUGAGUUCUGUGAGGAUCUGGCAGAGUGGAGUAUUGGUCAAUCUGUCGAGUCGCUACACCCAGGGACUGGAGAGUUCCUCUGCGACUCCCUUGCCAAGCUGCCACAGCUCUUCACCCAAAACGAGUGCAGGAAAAUCGUCAGGUUUUCCGAGAAGCUGGCAAUGGCACCCAUGGAUGUGGCCUGUUUCAGGGGCACCCGCCGCUACCAGCGCGUAGUCGUGCGCGACGAGACCUUGGCAAGGAAGCUCUGGGAGCGAGCGGAGCCCUACGUGCGCGAGGCACUCGAAGGCCAGAGCCUGAGACCUCUUGGCUUCGGCUGUGCGCAGGGUGACUGGGAGCUCGAGGGCCUGAACGACUGUUUUCGUGUGAAUUCCUAUGGGCCAGGGGGAUUCCUGAAGCCGCACCGCGAUGCGCCCUUCGCCCAGCAUUCUAAUUUGAGGAGCUUAUGCACACUGCUCAUUCCUCUGGACUCCGUGGGAAGGACGCGCUUCUUCCAUCCUGUGCAGCCUUUGGAUUUUCGAGGCAUGACCCUGAACGAAGAGCUUGAGGCAAGAGGUGGAUUGGCUGCCGGCUUUGAGGCUCUGGACGUUCGUCUCUCAGCUGGUCGUGGCUUGCUCUUUGGUCAGAGCCUGCUCCAUGAGGGCAUCCCGGCAGAGGGCUUGGAGCGAAAGAUCCUUCUUCGAACCGACGUGCUUGUAAGAAGAAGGCUCCCCAUUCCUACAGUGUUGCUCACAGACGCCGAGCGGAAGGACCAUGCUGCUGCGCUGCAAUGGUUCCGGGAGGCGCAGCACCGAGACCUGAAGGAGGAGCCCAGCAACGACCUCUACGAGCGGGCUUUGUCCUAUCGAUACUUCCAUCCAAGAGCUGACGCAGAGGCCUCGCUCGAGGCGCACCGAAGCACGUGCGCAGAGAGCCGUCUUUGGGAGGACCCUGGUCUUCCCUCCAACUCCUUGUUGGAGGAGCACAAAGAGUUCACCUUGCCCAAACUGGUUUUCAGAAAGGGUCCAGUCGCAGCUUUCCGGCUAUCCAAAACGUCAACCCACGCCGAAAGCAGACUGCCGUCGCGCCCGACCACAGCCAAGCACCUCCGUGCUUCAGCCAUGUACGCACUGCAUUUGCUGGGGCACCACGCCUACGGCCCGAAGCAGGGUGCCAUUUACACCGUCGAUUUCGAUCCGAAGAAUCAGCAGGCAAUUUGGUUCGGCUCAGUGUUAAUGAGGCUCAAGGCUUAG
Molecule: messenger RNA, 1341 nt
Organism: Symbiodinium necroappetens
Lineage: Eukaryota; Dinophyceae; Suessiales; Symbiodiniaceae
Source: the annotation of a GenBank genome assembly